UGACAAUAACUUUUCCAUCCCUUUUAUUCCUACAAUCUUUACUUUUUCGCUUUCCUUAGCUCGUCGAGCGAGCGCAUUGCAUUCCCGCUGCCGUUCAUCAUGAAUCGCCUACCACGUCUCCUUACCAUCCAACAUGUAUCCCGGCCAUCAUCCUCUUGGCGAAUCCCCUCCCAUCUCUAUUCCUUUUCGCAAACAUCCGGCGCAUAUGCAUGCAACUCAACUUCCUCACCAAAAAGCCGGGCAAAGUCUCAAUCUCGCCCGUGUCAUGAGCACGAAGUCGGUGGAACCACCAAGCUACACAACCCAGCCGAGCCACCAUCUCCAUUCCAACUCGCCUUUUGGACGCACCGGCCUAGUUGGAAAAGAGCUGGCGUCAAUACAUUUCGCUGUCUCGUGGGAUGCACCGUUGGCGAUUUUUCCGCAAUGUGGAUAUUGCAGAGUUAUUUCCCGGAGUUAGGGAUGUUGACUAUCAUGGGCGUGUCAAUGGCAUCCGGCAUCUCCACUUCGCUCAUCCUAGAAACCGUACUUCUCCACCUCUCCAAAGAUCGGCUCCCCUGGCCCAUGGCUUUCAAAACCGCGCUUGGCAUGAGCCUGGUAUCUAUGCUAGCCAUGGAGGGAGCAGAGAACGUGGUGGAUUAUCAUCUCACCGGCGGGCUUGUGGUGCUUAAUGAUCCAAAGUUUUGGAUGGCGGCUGUGCUGAGUGUGGGAGCAGGAUUUGCGGCGCCCCUGCCGUGGAAUUAUUUUAGAUUGAGGAGGUGGAGCCGGGCGUGCCAUUAGGAGUGCAUUGAAGGAGGGGGUGGGGAUGAGACGGAUUAGAGAGGAGAGGAUAUAUCUAGUAAGGCUCCGAUGUACAUUCAAAUGCGCCCAUUACUCCACGACAAUCAAACCUCGCGGUUGCGUAUCGCAAACCGUAAAGCC
Trematosphaeria pertusa is the source of this 918-nucleotide messenger RNA. RefSeq lists its product as uncharacterized. The coding region runs from base 100 to 777 and encodes 225 amino acids. The transcript has 2 exons. NCBI's taxonomy places the organism in Eukaryota, Fungi, Ascomycota, Dothideomycetes, Pleosporales, Trematosphaeriaceae. The record is from RefSeq and is a predicted model, not a curated record.